This is a messenger RNA of Salvelinus fontinalis (brook trout), 1143 nucleotides long. RefSeq names its product inhibitor of growth protein 4-like. Gene Ontology annotation, biological process: positive regulation of apoptotic process; regulation of DNA-templated transcription. The record is from RefSeq and is a predicted model, not a curated record. The transcript is spliced from 8 exons. The coding region runs from base 67 to 819 and encodes 250 amino acids. Gene Ontology annotation, cellular component: nucleus. Lineage: Eukaryota; Metazoa; Chordata; Actinopteri; Salmoniformes; Salmonidae.
AUUACAUUUCGGAUCAAACCAAAGAACUCGUCCUCGCCGGAAGUUGUGUUGUUUACGUUUUCCAAGAUGGCGGCGGGAAUGUAUUUGGAACACUAUUUAGAUAGCAUAGAGAAUCUGCCAUUUGAGCUGCAGAGGAACUUCAAUUUGAUGAGGGACUUGGAUCAACGUACGGAGGAUCUAAAGGGGCAGAUAGACUCCCUGGCAAAGGAUUACACAUCCAAUGCCAGGACCCUAUCGUCUGAACAGAAGCUUACUAUUCUGAGGCAGAUCCAGCAAUCGUACAGCAAAAGCAAGGAGUUUGGGGAUGACAAAGUGCAGCUGGCCAUGCAGACUUAUGAGAUGGUGGACAAGCACAUCCGGAGACUGGACACAGACCUGGCCCGCUUUGAGGCCGACCUGAAGGAGAAGCAGAUAGAGAGCACAGACUAUGAUUCCACCUCCAGUAAGGGAAAGAAAAGUGAGUCCAGGGGGCUGAAAGAGAAGAAGGUGGCUAAAACUCGGUCUAAAGUGAAGAGCUCAGAUGAAGAUGGCAGUCCUAAGAGUGCACAGAAGAAAGUCAAACUUCUCCAGCCGGGGGAGUUCACUGCUCCAGCUGCUAAUUUUGGGAAUGUGCAUCCCUCUGACGUGCUGGACAUGCCAGUGGACCCCAAUGAGCCCACCUACUGCCUGUGUCACCAGGUGUCCUAUGGAGAGAUGAUUGGCUGUGACAACACAGACUGUUCCAUCGAGUGGUUCCACUUUGCCUGCGUGGGCCUGACGACAAAACCAAGAGGGAAAUGGUAUUGUCCACGCUGCUCUCAAGACAGAAAGAGAAAGUAAGCCCCUAAGGUAGAGGGGCCAACCGAUUGUAGAGUCAGGAUUACUACGUUAGUAGUGAAGAGAAAGUAACAUGACAGUUUCUGUCCCCAGGAUAGUAUUACAUUGUUUAUCGGUCUUCUAGCAUAGAACAAUUGGUGCUUUCUUUUUUUGUUUACUUGAUUUUUCUGUCUUGGUUUAAUGCAGUGUGAAGGAGAUAUGUGGUUACAGAUGUAUUUAAAAAUGUUUCAAAGGUUAUGAGAGUUGAUAGGUACGAGAGUUGCUUUGUGUUUUUUUAUUUUUAUGUUAACAUUUUUUUGUAACUGAACAAUAAACACUAAAAUUUGA